Molecule: messenger RNA, 2692 nt
Organism: Osmerus eperlanus (European smelt)
Lineage: Eukaryota; Metazoa; Chordata; Actinopteri; Osmeriformes; Osmeridae
Gene: mmp21
Product: matrix metallopeptidase 21
Exons: 7
Coding region: 342-2438 (698 amino acids)
Biological process (GO): collagen catabolic process; extracellular matrix organization; proteolysis
Cellular component (GO): extracellular matrix
Molecular function (GO): zinc ion binding; metalloendopeptidase activity
Source: RefSeq, a predicted model, not a curated record
AGAGGUGUCGCGUGGCUGUGCUCGCACCUCACGCAUAGGGAUAAAAGUGAACAACUUCGACUCAUAAAACACUCAAAUCUCAUUCACUGUCACUGGAGCGUGCGCAAAACAUUCCAUAUAAUUUCAUUGUAGAUUUCAACAGUUGCACUAGACUGAAACCAAAGUUUACUUUUCGUUCGAUAGCGAUAUUACCGACACGCAUAAAUUAACGUACGAUGACUGCCUCUUUUCAGAAAAUCUCAACUUUUGGGCGUGGUAUGUGAGUGAGUGUAUUUAAACGCACUGCUGUUUUCGUAGUGCCAGCAUUAGUCUUUGCAACUACUUCUAGCUGCACCAUUACGAUGCUGACUUUUAUCCAGCUGAUAACAUGUCUCAUUCUGACGAGCAUCCAUUGCAUGGAUGCAGAGAAACUCUUUCACAGCCGGGAUCAUUCGGAUGUGGAGAUUCCUGCAUCUCACCAGGCUGAACUCAUAACUGAUGACGACACCGCAGAGCGGUUUCUUUCCAGGUAUGGCUUUAUAAAACCAGUAAAUUGGGAAGAGAUCCAGUUGGAAGAAGAGUUCAGAGAAGAUUUUGCUGGCAGUGACCUACCAUCCGUUAUCAAGGAGGGGGGGUCACAACCUCUUGAAGGUGGUAAUAAUGAUGAUGCUAAAAGUCCUUUGUUUGCCUUAGCUCUCAGGGAAUUCCAGAGAGUGUCAGGUCUUUCAGUUACGGGCAUCUUUGACGAUGCGACCAAGACAGCUAUGAACAAGCCGAGAUGUGGAGUCCCAGACAAGGAGAAAGAACCAGAUGAUCCCUCAGAAUCCAACCCAACAACUCUUUGGAGUGGCAGCCUACCAACAACUACCACAGGAGAUGCAAACAUUCACACUUCAGAUGGGAUGAUCAGCAACCAAACAGAAGCUGGUGUGUUCAAUGAUGCUGUUAAUAGCUCUAAAAUAGACUACUUUGGGGGUGACACAACAUUUCAUGAUGUUUUUAAUGACACCAACAUGUUGACUCUGAAUGUCACUAACACAGACAAUACUUCCACUGUUGGUCCCAAUAUUAACACCACUGUUAUAGAUAAUUCUGAGAAAAACGAUAUGAAUGGUCGCAUGGAGAAUGGUACUGUGAGCACCCCAUCAGUCCCGCAUCCGAGUCGUGAGUUUACCCGUAGGAAGCGUCAACUGGCAACCCUCCUGUACAAGCGCAGGCAGAGGAGAGAGGUGCGCGGGACGGGAUACAUGGCCUUCUCCAAGACGGUACUCAAGUGGAGAUUAAUAGGAGAGGGCUACAGCAGCCAGUUGUCCAUCGAGGACCAGAGACACAUAUUCAGACUAGCCUUCAGGAUGUGGAGUGAGGUUUCUUUUCUUGAGUUCAUGGAGGACACAGGCUCUCCUCUGGAGUAUAUAGAUAUCAAACUUGGCUUCGGCACAGGAAGACAUUUAGGAUGCAACCAGAAGUUUGACGGCUCUGGCAGAGAGUUUGCACAUGCCUGGUUCCUAGGGGACAUCCAUUUUGACGAUGAUGAACAUUUCACAGCACCUAAUGCUGGGAGUGGCAUCAGCCUUCUAAAAGUUGCAGUGCAUGAGAUAGGACAUGUCCUAGGUCUGCCUCAUAUCUACAGGGGUGGCUCUAUCAUGCAGCCCAGCUACCUGCCACAGGAGUCAGGCUUUGAGAUUGACUGGAUGGACAGGAAGGCUAUGCAGUAUCUUUAUGGUGGCUGCAGCGGCCGUUUCAACACAGUGUUUGAUUGGAUCAGGAAGGAGAGAACGUCAUACGGCGAGGUGGUUAUCCGUUUUAACACCUACUUUAUGAGGGACAGCUGGUACUGGCUGUAUGAGAACAGGAACAACCGCACACGCUACGGGGAUCCUGUGGCAGUGCAGGUCGGCUGGCAUGGGAUACCCAUGGAUGGUGUGGAUGCAUAUGUACACGUUUGGUCUAAGACAACAGAUGCUGUCUACUUCUUUAAAGGCACUCAGUUCUGGAGGUAUGAUGCUGACAAUGACCAGGCUUUCACAGAGGACCCAGAGGGACACCACUACCCUAGACUCAUCUCUGCUGGCUUCCCAGGGGUCUCCAGUCCCAUUGACACAGCCUUCUAUGACAGAAGGGACUCACACAUCUACUUCUUCAUUGGUAUUUAUGUGUACGCAUUUGAUGUAAAAGCCAACCGACUGGCCCUUGGCUUUCCAAGAAAGAUCUCAGAUGUUUUCCCGGCAGUAGUGCCAGGCAACCAUCCGGGUGGGAACAUAGAUGCUGCCUACUUCUCUUACACACACAAUGCCAUCUUCCUGCUCAAGGGCACAUACUACUGGAGGGUGGUGAGCAGUCGAGACCGUUGGCGUCGACCCUCACUACCGCAUAACGGCCUGUUGCCAUGUAAGGCAGUGGACCAGCAUUGGUUUGACAUCUGUAAUGUUCAUCCCACAGCACUGAAACUGUCUCGUUGAGUUUGAGUCUGGGGACUAGAAGUGAUCAUGAUGAUGAUCUGUCAGUUAACGUAUAGUUUUUAGUGAUGCAUCUACAUUUAGCAUGGUAUGCUGUCCUCAGAUUAAAUGUGAUUCAUAAUUUUUUUUAUGUCCUUUACUGGACUGUAAAUCAAUUUACAUGUACUAUGUAUAUAUGUAUUACUGUAAUGUACUACUGUAUGUACUAUGUAAUAUUAUUGACUUAAAAAACAAUUAUAUUUUAGAUUGAAAAGUUA